UCAGCAUCUUUAUUCUCAGAUCUCUCUACUCUCCUCUUUCCCUUUAUCACUUUUUAAAAAUUUUCUUUUUUCCCCAUUAACCAUUUUCUUAUUCGUCUUUCCAUUGAAGAUUCUACUAAGAAAGAAGAUGAACUUAGAAAGAGAGUGAGAAUCGUAAAAACAGUUAAUCACACGUCACCAUGAUCAGAGCUCCUCACUCAACACUCUUCUUCUUCCUCCUCCUCCUCCUCCUAUCAUUCUCCAACGGCGUGAAGUUGAACGAGAUUCAUCGAAGAGUUCUCCACCAGCCACUUUUCCCAGAGACUUCUCCUCCAGAUAUCGACUCCACGCCUCCUCCUCCAGACGCUCCCGAUCAACCUUUCUUCCCUGAGAAUCAUCUCCCUUCUCCUCCUCCUGCUUCCGUCAAUGGCGGAUUACCGAUUCCAACUGCUACUACUACUAGCACUACUACUCAACGGUCGAAACCAGGGACGAAAAUCGCGAUCGUUAUAUCAGUUGGAAUCGUCACGCUAGGCAUGCUCUCAGCUCUAGCGUUCUUCUUGUACCGCCACAAAGUAAAACACUCAAGCGAUACUCAAAAACUCGUUAACGGUGGCGGUUCUCGAAUAUUCCACGAAGAUCCGCGACCACCACCAACGACCUCGUCUACGUUUCUCUACAUGGGAACCGUUGGUGAACCGGUUAGGGACUCUAUUAAUAAUAACGGACCGGUUAAUAAUAAUAAUAAUAAUGAUACGUCUCCGUACCGGAAAUUAAAUUCGGUUAAGAGAUCUGAUCGUUACCGUCCCAGUCCCGAGCUUCAACCGCUUCCUCCGUUAUCUAAACCGCCGCAACAACCUCCACCUCCCUCUUCCUCCUCUUCUUCCGACGACGAAUGCAGAGAGACUGCUUUCUACACGCCCCACGGAUCUACGAUCAGCAGCGAUGACGGUUACUACUACACGGCGUUUCCUCGCUCCGGCUACUCGAAGAGGACUUCUCCGAGGUCGAAGCUUGGCUUUGCAGGAUCUAGGUCGCCGGAGAUGAAGCAUGUUAUUAUUCCGUCGAUAAGUCAGAAACAACCGCCGGAAAAUGACCUUCCUUAUUCACAGAGCAAGCCUAAGUUCUCGAAGCCUCCUCCUCCGCCGAAUCGGGCGGCGUUUCAGGCCAUUACGCAGGAUAAGUCUCUUCCUCCACCACCACCUCCUCCCCCGCCUCCUCAGAUAGCGCCAAAACUCAGCGUUCCAGAAGUAACAAAGCAAUAUGAUAUUUCAAGAAAAGUAAUGUUCAAGACGCCAAGCAAGAAAGCUGUUGAAGGCGGAGACGGAGAGAUGGAUCCAAGCAGGCCAAAGUUAAAGCCACUCCACUGGGAUAAAGUACGUGCAAGCUCUGAUCGUGCCACAGUUUGGGACCAGCUCAAAUCAAGCUCAUUCCAAGUGAACGAAGAUCGGAUGGAGCAUUUGUUUGGUUUCAGUUCAGCAAUUUCAGCGCCAAAGGAACCUGUGAGGAGAAGGUCAGUGAUGGCUCCAGCUGAGAAUGAGAACAGAGUGCUUGAUCCUAAGAAAUCUCAGAACAUUGCUAUUUUAUUAAGAGCACUCAAUGUAACACGUGAGGAGGUGUCAGAAGCUCUUUUAGAUGGUAAUCCCGAGAGCUUAGGUGCAGAGCUUCUAGAGACGUUGGUGAAGAUGGCUCCAACAAAGGAAGAAGAGAUAAAACUCCGAGAGUACUCUGGUGAUGUCUCGAAACUAGGAACAGCUGAAAGAUUCCUUAAAACCAUUCUCGAUAUUCCUUUUGCAUUCAAAAGAGUUGAAGCAAUGUUGUAUAGAGCCAACUUUGAUGCAGAAGUCAACUAUCUAAGAAACUCUUUCCACACACUAGAGGAAGCAAGCUUAGAACUAAAAGCAAGCAGGCUAUUCCUUAGGCUCCUCGAGGCUGUCCUAAAGACAGGAAACCGAAUGAACGUUGGCACUAACCGUGGAGAUGCCAAAGCCUUCAAACUCGAUACUCUUUUGAAACUCGUAGACAUAAAAGGAGUUGAUGGUAAGACCACAUUACUUCACUUUGUCGUCCAAGAGAUCACAAGAUCCGAGGUAACCACAACAACAAUAGACGAAACCACCCUCCAUGGAAACAAAGAAGACGGUUUCAGAAAGCAAGGAUUACAAGUCGUCGCUGGACUCAGCAGAGACAACCUAGCAAACGUGAAAAAAUCAGCAGGGAUGGAUUCUGAUGUACUGAGUGGUUACGUGACAAAGCUCGAAACGGGUCUUGAUAAAAUCAGAGCUUUUAUCAAGACAGAGACAACAACAUCAGGGAAGUUCUUUGUCUCGAUGAAAACGUUUCUCAAAGAAGCAGAAGAAGAGAUCCAAAAGAUCAAAGGAGAAGAAAGAAAAGCUAUGUCAAUGGUUAAAGAAGUAACAGAGUAUUUCCAUGGAGACGCUGCAAAGGAGGAAGCACAUCCUUUAAGAAUCUUUAUGGUCGUGAGAGAUUUUCUAGGAGUUCUUGAUAACGUUUGUAAAGAAGUGAAGACGAUGCAAGAAAUGUCGACAACAAUGGGUUCAGCUUCAGCUAGGUCGUUCAGAAUAUCAGCUACAGCUUCGUUACCGGUUCUUCAUAGGUAUAAAGCAAGACAAGAAGAAGAUACAAGCUCAGAUGAUGAUGGACAAAGCAGCAACUCUUCUUCUACGUGAUGAACACACAAUAUAAAGCUGUACAGUUUUUUUUUUUUAAACACCGAGCAAAGGCAUUGAGUUGGUUAAAAGAGUAACAUACUAUAAUGAUCGAAUUUUCGUUAACGAAUAAGGAACCUAAUUUUUUGUUUGUUUUCUUUUUUGUCUUGAAGUUGAAAAAUAUAUAUUUUGUUUUAGUGAAGAUUUUGUUUCUUUUGGUCUUUUAUAAGCUUUUUUCAUUACAAAAAGUUCGUCAUCGAAGUGAUGAUGAUCACAUAAAUAAGAUAGGUUUUC
Messenger RNA from Eruca vesicaria subsp. sativa (arugula), 2942 nucleotides. The record is from the annotation of a GenBank genome assembly. Lineage: Eukaryota; Viridiplantae; Streptophyta; Magnoliopsida; Brassicales; Brassicaceae.